AUGGUUAAUGGCAGAUCAGGGAAUGGUGGGGUGAACGGCGGUGGUGUUGGAUGUUGUCCAACCGCAUGGCGAGGUCAACAUACACGGGGUGAUAAAAAAAGGCCAACUUUGGUAUUACAAGCUGUUGCGUCAUACGACCUUUGGGUUUGGUCAGCCUUCUUUGGUGUAGCCGGGUGUUUUAAUGAUAUUAAUACGUUAGAGGCUUCACCAUUAAUAGAGGGCUACAUUUCUGGAACUAUACCAAAGGUCGGUUUUCAUGCAAACGGGAACGACUACGAGCAUGGCUACUACUUGGGCGAUGGUAUCUACCCAGAGUAUUCGAUUAUUGUUAAAACGUUUUCUGAAACGUUCGAUGAAAAAAGAAAGUAUUUUAAAAAAUUACAACAGUCUUCGAGAAAGGAUAUCGAGAGGUGUUUUGGGGUUCUACAGCAACGAUGGCAUUUUCUAAGAAAUCCUUGUCGCAUGUGGCAUAAGGAUAGAAUACGAAUGACCAUGUAUGCUUGCAUCAUUUUGCAUAAUAUGAUCAUUGAGGAUGAUGGAAGAGCGAUAUGCCAAAACUAUAUUCCGGAAGAUUUAGUCGAAGGAACCCAAGCAACAAUGGAAGAGAGACUCGCAAAUGCUCAGCUAUUGCGAUCUAGAGAAAUACAUAACACGUUGAAGGCGGAUUUGGUUGAGCAUGCUUGGGCGAUUCGCCCAAUUCGAUACAACAGUGACUACGAAGAAGAUUCCGAGGAAGAAGAGGUUGAGGAAUUCGAAGACGGGAACUUUGAAGACGUAGGUUUGGAUGCUGGAGAAAACGAAGAGGAAGAAGGAGAGAACGAAAAUGAAGCCGAAGAAUAA
This is a messenger RNA of Helianthus annuus (common sunflower), 840 nucleotides long. RefSeq lists its product as uncharacterized. The coding region runs from base 1 to 840 and encodes 279 amino acids. The record is from RefSeq and is a predicted model, not a curated record. The transcript has 2 exons. Lineage: Eukaryota; Viridiplantae; Streptophyta; Magnoliopsida; Asterales; Asteraceae.